Zea mays is the source of this 596-nucleotide messenger RNA. RefSeq lists its product as uncharacterized. Bases 84 to 482 code for a protein of 132 amino acids. The record is from RefSeq and is marked validated. The transcript has a single exon. Lineage: Eukaryota; Viridiplantae; Streptophyta; Magnoliopsida; Poales; Poaceae.
AAAAAUGUUCCAUAUAACCGCCGGGCAAUGCAAGUGCAACCACCCUCCCCCGGUUUGUCCCCGUCGCGGCACUGCAGCAAGCCAUGGGCGUGAGCACCACUGACCUGCCCGCGCCACCCCACUCCGUCAACCUGCCCGGCCGCAUGGCCUCCUCCUCGUCCUCUUCCUCUUCCUCCGUUGCCCCGUGGCCGCGUUCAGCCAAGCACCGCGGCGCGCCCGCCGUGGUCCGCCGCGCCCAGCUCGUCCUGUCCCGCGACGUCGGGUGGUGCGGGCAACGCGUGUGGCGGAAGCUCCUCAGGCGGCUGGCGCAGGAAACCAGGUGCAUCUGCAGCUCCCCGACGGCGGCCACGGGCAGGCCCAGGCCCGUCACGUUCGGCUACGACGCCGCCAGCUACGCCAAGAACUUCGACGACGGGCGCAGCCCAGCCGCGCCACGCGGCGCGGCCGCCCCCAUCGUCGUUCGUCGCCAAUGCGGUGGAUAAGCCGAGACGCAACUGAUCCGAUCGACGUUCUUCUCUCCCCCUCGUGGCCUCGUCGAUCCCUUCCCAUUUCUCCUUUUUUUUUGUUUCUCUUAAUAAUUUUUCUCGUUGCUUUUA